This is a messenger RNA of Nematolebias whitei (Rio pearlfish), 1221 nucleotides long. RefSeq names its product chromosome 3 C19orf25 homolog (gene c3h19orf25). Bases 169 to 492 code for a protein of 107 amino acids. The transcript is spliced from 3 exons. Lineage: Eukaryota; Metazoa; Chordata; Actinopteri; Cyprinodontiformes; Rivulidae. The record is from RefSeq and is a predicted model, not a curated record.
UCGUGUUUAUCAACUUGCGUUCAUCUUUUCUACAGAAUCUGGUCAUUUUUCUGUAAUUUGGUUCGGUUUAAGUUACAGCUGACGGGUUAAAGAAGACUUAAGAGACAUCGGAAAGCUUCACCGAGACGGAUAAAAGUUGAUGGAGGACUUGGAGCUGUAUUCAGCACAAUGAAUUUUGGCUCUAAAGGUAAAAAGCGGGUGGUUCUGCCCAGCCGCCCUGACCUCCCCACCUUGGACCAGAUCCUGGAGGACCUCAACAAAGCUGCUCCUGAUGACCCGGUCUUCAGCAUCCUGGAGGAAACUGGACAAGACUCGUCCUGUCCUGCAGACAGCGAGGUGGAGCGCAGCUUCCAGCAGUGUCGUCGGUAUCUAGAGCUGCAGGAGCAGCUGAAGGAGGCUCAGGGUCGGCUGCAGCAGCAAAGAGAGGAGCUGCAGACAGUGGGGGAGCAGCUGAACAGAAAGGUGGACGAGGUCAAAGGUCAACUUCUCUGACUCCGGACAUUUUGACUGAACUCUUUUUAAAUCAUGGCAGGCUUGUCCAGGUGCUUUAAAGGUAGAUAUGACCUUUGACCUCACAGGCAAACUCUGCCUAUAAGUCCAUGAAAGAGACUCGUAGGGUUUCAAAAUAAAAGCUGCAGAAAGUGUUAGUGGUUUGAAAAGAACAGCGUUGAACUAAACAGAAGUUCAAAGAUUAGUAAAAGAGAAAAAUGUGUCAAUAAUAAGAAAGUGAAAAUUAAAAUUUAAAAAAAAAAAAGGCAUAAAGUUAUUUUAUUUGCCACCAGAUUGUUUCAUUUGUCUUAAAAGUUAUUUGUAUGUACGGUAAAUAACCCGAGUUUGUUUUUUCUUUCCAUUUUUCUAAAUGAACGGCAUUCUUAAAGCAAAACAUGGAAAGUGUAGAAUAAAAGCAGUGGACAUGCAGAAAGAUAUAAACACAACACUGUGAAGGAAAAAUCACUCAAACGUGAAUGUUGUGAAGGAAGAGAGCAAAUGUUUUAUUUUGACAAGAUUUAAAGGGACUCCUUUAGAAAACUUGUCUAUUUAUAAGAAUUGAGGCGUAAAAGAGUAAAAGCAUGUUCAGUUGAACUUUUAUAACUAGUGUCUGUAGCUAAAUUACAACUUUUUAUAAAUGUAUUUAUGUAUGGAUUAAGAUCAGGUCUUUUUCACUAUAGAUCCCGGCAUUUAUAAACUAUGACAUUAUUGUUUAAACAAGUGAAAUAUUUU